AUGUGUAAGGCUGCAGGGCGUUCUCUUUUCUUGCCUUGGCUUGGUGCAAAAGAUUGUUGUGUGCGUCCACAGUCUUUGAGGUGGACACGGCAUGUCUAUAAUUUGGGUAAAGGCUGGGUACCCCUUGUGAGCCAGUACCGUCAGCUGGUUGGGGAUGUCCUCUUAUUAGAGGUCUCGCGUGCAACUUGUCUACCUUCCGAUUGUGUUCGUCGUGUUGAGUUCGCUCCUGGGGGUUUGGUGGCUGAGUUCGAGGUUUUGAAAACGAAAGAAUUUAUUGACGUUGAUGGAUGCCUGCGGCGUCACUCGUUUGGCACGAUGUCCGCUUUGAUGGAACUGAGUAGGUCUGGAGUUAGGCAGAUGUCUUUUGCGUCUGUGAGUGAAGUUGAUGGCGUAAGUGAAGUACCGACGCAUGUCUACGUGGGGGCGCAGUUACUUUCACCAAAGGCACCGAUGUGGCCGGAAAGCUCCAAGGCAGGCGUCACGAUGAGAGAGCUGGAACUGUUUCGCUGUCGCCGUGCCCUCGCCAGUCGAAUGCGUCGGAUGGAGGAGACGCUUCAGCCUUCGUCUGGUUUUUCAAGCGGCCUUGAUGCAGCUGCCCCAGUAGAUCCGUAUGAGCUCCAACGCGAGCCUGUUUAUUGUGUAACUCUUGAGGAGUACCGGGCCGUCCUGCAGCGGUGUGUGGAUGCCCGCGACCAGGGCACUGACGAUGAGGAUGGCGAUGACAGCACACGACUGUGGAAUGAGCACGUGGUCGCAAGGGCUGAGGAGGAGCGGCGGUUCACUCAGCAGCUGGGUCUGUCGGGGCCCUGCUACGCGCAACUUGGUAGAGGCAGCAGUAACACCCCUCACAGGCGGGGUAAUGGAACGUAA
Trypanosoma conorhini is the source of this 870-nucleotide messenger RNA. RefSeq lists its product as uncharacterized. Lineage: Eukaryota; Euglenozoa; Kinetoplastea; Trypanosomatida; Trypanosomatidae. The transcript has a single exon. Bases 1 to 870 code for a protein of 289 amino acids. The record is from RefSeq and is a predicted model, not a curated record.